Micropterus dolomieu (smallmouth bass) is the source of this 1379-nucleotide messenger RNA. RefSeq names its product DnaJ (Hsp40) homolog, subfamily C, member 4 (gene dnajc4). Bases 188 to 886 code for a protein of 232 amino acids. NCBI's taxonomy places the organism in Eukaryota, Metazoa, Chordata, Actinopteri, Centrarchiformes, Centrarchidae. The record is from RefSeq and is a predicted model, not a curated record. The transcript is spliced from 8 exons.
CUCAGCUGAGUUUAUGCAACUGCCCCACAGCACAGCUACUGUUAUGAAACUGAUUUCCGCUGUAAGGUCACGUGUCAACAGAUGAGGGGAAAGUUGCUGAAAGCAUCAGUUUCAGUGGAAACACACUGAAAGGUGUGUGGAUCCCAUAGACUGUAUAUAAAAGGUGGAUCCCUAGCAAUAUUCCAUCAUGCAGUUGGAGGCUCAAUUGCGUCUGUGCCAGAGUUGUCUGUGGUGCUGCAAGAGUGGGCUGCGUCUGCUCUCCCAGAGCUAUGCACACAGAAAAUCUGUGAACUACUACGACCUCCUGGGAGUGAAAUCUGAUGCCACCUUGGAGGAAAUUAAAAAUGCAUUUUUUGACAAAUCUAAGAAGCUGCACCCAGACAGCAAUCCAUCCGACCCAGCGCUCCACAGCCAGUUUGUGGAGCUGAACGAGGCCUACCGAGUGCUGAGCAAAGACCUGAGCAGGAAGGAGUAUGACUUCAAAGUCAGACAUGGGGGCCAGGCCUUCAGAUCUACCUCCAGCUACAGAGCCAGUACGGAUACCCAGGAGAGCAUGCGGUACUGGGAGCAGUUUCGUCACUCUCAUGCACAGGAGGCAACGCCAGAGGAAUGGCAGAGGAAGAGGAGGAGGAACUUCCGCCUGGUUGGCUACUGCAUCAUCGCUAUGGUGCUCAGUGUUGGAGCUCACGUAGUCUUUUUCAGGAAACUGGAAGAAGUUCACAAUAACUUCAUGGACGAGAAAGAUCGAGUCAUCACGGAAAUUUACAAUGAAUCCAAAGCGAGGGCCAGGAUCAAUGGUUUCAAGAAGCAGACAGAAAUCCUGCGGCAGAAACAUGCUGAGUUUCUGGAGAAAUAUAAAAUCCACAACGGUGGAGAGGACAAAUAGGAGAGUCUCCAGCUGUGCUCAGUGAUGAUGGAGUUCAAACUGCCAGCAGGUGGAAGAUUGGAAACAGGCUGAAUGUGGUACAGGUUUUAAGGAUUUUAAAGUUUUUAACUAAUUUAAGCUAAAAAUGCCUGGGGUUUGUCCUCAGCACCACAACUGAGGACUUGAAGAUGCACAGGUGAACAUGUGGUAGGGUUUCGUCUGGUCAUACAAGUGUUUCUUCAUGACCAAGCUGAACUGUACAUCAGACUGGACUGGUCUGUUGAAGCGUUUAUAGUUGGUAAAAUGUUUGAAGUGAUGUGACCGUGAGAAGGAUCUACCUACUGAAUGUACACAAUACUCUCUGUACUCUCUGUGCCAUAAUGACCACAGUUCUCUGAAGAACUCACCUGUACAUGUUAUUACAUUACAUGUUUUUCUGUUUUUUGACUGCCUUCCCUCUUCCCUUAAGAGCUGUCAGAAAGAAAUGAUUAAAAGAUCAACUUUUUCUCAUCAA